UGUAAAAUUCCUUGCAGCACUCACUGAAACACUAGGGCUUGCGAACUCGUUGUUUCAGAGUUUGGGAAUUCGCCAUGGCCACCGCCACCAACACCACCGCAGCACCGCCGCGCCAGCUGUCGCAGAAGGAAGCCGACAUCCAGAUGAUGUUGGCCGCCGACGUCCACCUCGGCACUAAGAACUGCGACUUCCAAAUGGAACGCUACAUCUUCAAGCGCCGCAACGACGGGAUUUACAUUAUCAAUCUUGGGAAGACUUGGGAGAAGCUUCAACUUGCUGCUAGGGUUAUUGUUGCAAUUGAGAAUCCUCAGGAUAUUAUUGUUCAAUCUGCGAGGCCUUAUGGGCAGAGAGCAGUUCUGAAGUUUGCUCAAUACACUGGUGCUCAUGCUAUUGCUGGAAGGCACACUCCUGGUACUUUCACCAAUCAACUUCAAACUUCAUUCAGCGAGCCUCGCCUUCUUAUCCUCACUGAUCCACGAACAGAUCACCAGCCUAUUAAGGAAGCUGCUCUUGGAAAUAUCCCAACCAUUGCUUUCUGUGACACUGAUUCUCCUAUGCGCUAUGUUGACAUUGGAAUUCCUGCUAACAAUAAGGGCAAACAUAGCAUCGGUUGUCUCUUUUGGCUUCUUGCCAGAAUGGUGUUGCAGAUGCGUGGUACCAUUCGCCCUGGCCUUAAGUGGGAUGUGAUGGUGGAUUUGUUUUUCUAUAGAGAACCCGAGGAGGCCAAGCAACAAGAGGAGGAUGAAGCUCCUGCGGGAGAUUAUGCCAUUGCAGACUUCAAUGCGGGUGCUAUUGCUGCUGAUGGCCAAUGGCCUGCUGCAGUUGAUCAGUCAUGGAGCGAUGCAGUUCCACAACCAAUUCCAGCAGUUCCUGCUGUCGGCUGGGCGGCAACAGAUGCUACUGGAGAUUGGGGUGAUUCCGUUCCACCACCGCAACAACAAAUCCCUGCGCCUGGAGUUGAGUCUGUCCAACCUUCUGGCUGGGACUAAACAAGUGUUUUUCAUGUUAUGAUUUUUGCCCCGUCCGUAAUUUAGUUUACUCUUUCCUUUCUUUGAAGUAAAAUAUGGAUCAGUUUUUUUGUAGCAAAGGAACUUCUUUUUUUUUUGUUUGGUAUGAGUGGCAAAGAUGUUACUAUUAACCUGGUAUAUUCGCUAAGAUUUUAUCUUGUUUUUAUUUAUGCCCAUGAUUCAUGAACGUUUUGAAUGAUACCCCGACUUUCUUUUCUUACCAAUUCCUUCAAUAUACUAUGAAUGUUUAGCAAUUUUAAGAUUGGUUUCGAUGGAGGCAAUUCAAGUUUU
Messenger RNA from Abrus precatorius (Indian licorice), 1298 nucleotides. Its product is annotated as 40S ribosomal protein SA. The transcript has 5 exons. NCBI's taxonomy places the organism in Eukaryota, Viridiplantae, Streptophyta, Magnoliopsida, Fabales, Fabaceae. The coding region runs from base 75 to 989 and encodes 304 amino acids. Gene Ontology annotation, biological process: cytoplasmic translation; ribosomal small subunit assembly. The record is from RefSeq and is a predicted model, not a curated record. Gene Ontology annotation, cellular component: cytosolic small ribosomal subunit; 90S preribosome; ribosome. Gene Ontology annotation, molecular function: structural constituent of ribosome.